This is a messenger RNA of Fusarium keratoplasticum, 1833 nucleotides long. RefSeq names its product HET domain-containing protein. The record is from RefSeq and is a predicted model, not a curated record. The coding region runs from base 1 to 1833 and encodes 610 amino acids. The transcript is spliced from 3 exons. Lineage: Eukaryota; Fungi; Ascomycota; Sordariomycetes; Hypocreales; Nectriaceae.
AUGGAAACAUUCCGUCAGCAUGCUCAAGAAUAUCAGCUUCAUACGUGCCAACACUGCGAGAAAUUCAUUGUAGACACGGCCAAGGCCGCGAACUCGACGAAUCGCGAGACUAGCCUUGGUUCGUUUCACAUUCCCGGAGCGCAGGUUUUUACAGCAGCAACAAACACCUGCGGGCUCUUCCAAGCAUGUAUUGUCACUCUCAAGAACGAUCUCACACGAAGACUCCUAGUGGACGCUGUUACCGAGGAAACCGCCUGUCAAUUCACACUCGUGGUGACGCUCUGGUACAUUCGCAGGGCAGAUGGUGGCCAUGGGAUGACCCUGGAAGGAGCCUGGAGACGAGAUGAACCGAGGGGCUGGCUUACUGAUGGCGUCACUAGAUUUAAUCUAUGGCCUCGGAAGGAUGCUCCCACAAUGGACAGAUUUACGUCACAUGUGGUUCAGCCGGCUGUCAGCUCCUCAAAGUCAUUCUCGAAAAUGCAAACGUCGCUAAAUGAGUGCUUGAGCUCACAUGCCAAGUACAGCCCGAUCUGGGCUGCCUUGUCCUACUGCUGGGGUGGUCCCCAGAAAGCCCAGACAACGAGCCAGAAUGUCAAUGAACGCUACCAAGCCAUUGACCUUGGAGAGAUGCCCCUGACGCUCCGCGACGCCAUCCGCACAUGCCGUGAACUGAAUCUCCCUUAUCUCUGGAUAGAUUCCAUGUGUAUCAUCCAGGAUGAUGAGGACGACAAAGCCAGAGAGAUCAACAAGAUGCCCGAGGUCUACCAAGGAGCCCUAGUUACUCUGUCCGCAUCUUGUUCAACUACCUGCCACGGAGGGUUUCUGCACGAUCGGCUUCAUCCGGCCCCGGGAGUAGCGUUACCCAUGAGAUGUUCUGAGGGUGUUUACGACAUUAUCCAGGCGGUCAAGUGGAGACCUGCGGUAGGCGAACCCAUUGACAUGAGAGCAUGGACCUUUCAGGAACAGGCUCUGUCUGAGAGGAUCAUUGACUAUGGGAGCCAAAGAGCUUCAUACUUCUGCAAUAGUUCUGGCAAGAAGCAGCGCUUUGGAAUGCUCCCGCCCCCGACAGAUGACCUCCUCCGGCAGGAGUGGGCACAUACUGUGGAAAAGUACUCGGCGCGCCAGUUAACAUUUGCCAAUGAUAGGCUGAAUGCUCUUGCAGCAGUGGCGAGUCGCUUCUCUAAGGCAGCUGGUCUAUCCACGUCGGAAUACGUGGCCGGGCUAUGGAAGCCAUCCCUUAUUCGAGGACUUCUCUGGAGCGUCAAAGCUGGCCAGCGACGAACAAAGCCGACGGGUGGACCAUCAUUCUCAUGGGCUUCGCACUUGAUGGAAGUAGAAUGGCGUCCCGAGAUGUGGGAGAGAGACACGCGGCGAGAAACCGCGUGCGUCUUGGAGAUUGAAGUUGUAGUCUCAAAUUCCCUACUGCCUUUGGGAAGUGUUGCUAGCAGCCGGCUCACCAUCAACGGUCCUCUGGUCUACACCACCCUCUCUUUUCCCUCUGGAGCUGCCCUAAUUCUUCAUGACGAUGGCGGCCAGCAUUCAGUAAGGCUUAUCCUUGACAACGAGGAUGAGACAAACGCAUCAUUGUCGUCGGUCUGGUUGCUAGAAUUGCUAUUCAAGGUAGGACGGGAGACUAUCAUGGGACCUGGGCCCGAUACACGAUUUGGGCUAGUACUCAGAGCAACAAAACAUGGACAGUUCACGAGGAUUGGGAUAUAUAGUGAGUGGGUUCCCCAGGACAUCCCGGUUGCGAGUCAUAAACCUCGCAACGACGUGUGUGAACGCUGCAAGGAGAUUUUUCACGCCAAGGUUUCUAGAGUUGAGCUUGUUUAA